Messenger RNA from Aphis gossypii (cotton aphid), 2931 nucleotides. Its product is annotated as forkhead box protein C1-B-like. Gene Ontology annotation, biological process: regulation of transcription by RNA polymerase II; animal organ morphogenesis. The transcript is spliced from 3 exons. The record is from RefSeq and is a predicted model, not a curated record. Gene Ontology annotation, molecular function: RNA polymerase II cis-regulatory region sequence-specific DNA binding; DNA-binding transcription factor activity, RNA polymerase II-specific. Lineage: Eukaryota; Metazoa; Arthropoda; Insecta; Hemiptera; Aphididae. Gene Ontology annotation, cellular component: nucleus. Bases 599 to 1810 code for a protein of 403 amino acids.
AUAAUAUACAUUAUUAUUACACAACCGCGACGGGUACGUGCACGGCGGCGGCACACGCGGCUCGCGGCGUUGGCACACCGCCGAGGUGUCGAAGGCUGCGUGUCCCUCUGCAAUCAUUAUCAUCAUCGUUAUUACUAUUAUUAUUACUAUACUAUCGCAUUAUCGGCAACGGCGGUGGCCACGGAUUGGCCGGCGACCGUCCUGCCCAUUUUUUCCUCUCUGGUCCAGCCGCCGCUCCGCCCGGGUUGACAGUCCGCCCGACAGCUCCAACCGGUUGCAUUAGCGGUGCGUGAACAGUGCACGACGGGUGUAAACAACAACUGCGGUCCGUACGAUCUACGCACACUUACGGCAAGUCGUUCGUGUAAAUAAUAUCAUUGAUAUUAUAUAUCAAUCGUGCGCGUUAAAUUAAAUAUAAUAAUUUAUCGUUAUUACCGUUUGGUAUUUAUGAAAUUUUAAAAAAUUGCAUUUUAUUAUCGUAUGUAAAUUUUUUUUUCAACAAUUGUUUCGGUUGUUAUUGUCGCGCACGACUAUAUAACCCUGCAGAUAAUACGAGAAAAGACGAUCACUCGAGUGCGAGCGUCGUUGAAAUAACGGUAUGGACAUGUUGAUCGUUAAGGCAGAGGACGAAAACGACGAGAGGAAAGCUCUCUGCAACGGCAAUAACAACAACAACAACAACAACAACAACAAUAACAAUAACAAUAACAAUUGUAAGAAGAACAACGGCGUCGGAACGACAGCGAAAACGGUGGCAGCGACGACCGGUGGUGUCGGGACCGGCAGGUCCGAAAAACCACCUUACUCGUACAUAGCCCUAAUCGUCAUGGCAAUCCAGAGUUCGCCGGUGAAAAGGCUCACGUUGAGCGAAAUAUACUCUUUCCUCCAGCACAGAUUUCCUUUCUUCAGAGGUUCCUACCAGGGAUGGAAAAACUCAGUGCGGCAUAACCUGUCACUGAACGAAUGUUUCAUUAAGCUGCCAAAAGGGUUGGGGCGUCCGGGAAAAGGUCAUUACUGGACAGUGGAUCCAGCAUCAGAGUUAAUGUUUGAAGAGAGCUCAUUCAGACGAAGACCCCGGGGAUUCCGUCGCAAGUGCCAACAGAAGACUGUUGGGCCGAUCAGUGGAGUCGUUAGUGGUUAUCAAACGUCACAGUACCAUCAGCACCUUCAUCACCAUCAUCAUCACCAGAACUUACAGCUGCAACAACAGCAACAGCAUCACCAUCAUCCGACCGUCCAACAGCAGCAAACGCAGUCGUUACCUCAGACUCAGUCGUCACCGAUUCUGCCACCUCCGCAGCAACCACAGCCUCCACAGCAUCAGCAACAGCAACCAAUUGCCACUCAAUCGCAUCCGCAACAACCGCAACCACAGUCACAAUCAGCGGCUUGUUAUCUGCACGACCAAUACGAUUACAAGGACGCAACAGCUGCAGUGGUCUCGGGAUACCACCAGCAGCAGCAACAGCAACAGGACUACAGUAGUGGUACAGGUGGAGGAAUUGGCAUUAGCAGCAGUGGAGGGUACUGCAGCAGGAACGACCAGUUGGACCAUUUUGCGGCUAAUUUUUGGCAAAGUCAAAAGUCUGACGGUUACGUCGGCGGCACGGGUGGCUACCAAGAACAGUUUGAUUACGGUUGCCAGUAUAACUUGACUCACGACAAUGGUUAUAGCACGGUUGCGAGAAGAUCGGCGACUGCGGCCGGACAAACACAACAAACCGUCAUGGACAACGCUAUGAACGCCAGUAGCGGAUUACCACAACACAUAAGUCUCCACCAUUAUUAUGACUGUCCAAAGUUUUGUUAAGCUGUCAUGGUUUUUAUGUAUGUGACGUGUAAUGUGUAUGCAUUGGACUUUUGCGUUAAAAAAAAAAAAUACACAAUAAAAAACCGCAAAUACCACUCCAAUAGGGUAUAACUAUUGUAUUGUAUUGUAUAUAAAUAUAAAAUAAGAUAUAUUUUAGCUAAAUGUAUGUUUGAUAUUAUUGUACAUCACGAAAUGUAUAUAACGCUCGUAAACAUUAAAACGGAUAGAAAGCAAAAUCGGUAUAUUGAAGCAUUCGGUUAUCGCGUGAUUCCUUUCGACAAUAGUAUGUCUUUCACUUUUAAGUUUUAAUGAAUAUAAGAAUAUUUUAUCUUUAAUCUGAAUAAUAUGACUACCGUUAAGUCUCGCUAAGCAUUCACAAAACAUUUUAUAUCUGACUUCAGUGUGAACAAGUGCACUGCGAGUACACUUAUUACAGUACAAUAUAUAUAUAAGUAGCGAAAUAACAAUUUCAUUUAUGAUACCUAGUUCUUAUUUUUUUUAAAAAAAAGCUCUUUAGACAAUAAACACAUUUCUUAGUUUAUCGUUUGAAAAUAAAAGUUUCGUUGUUUUAAUUUAAACACGUAAUAGAGAAAUAAACUAACAGCGGAUAUAAAACAAAAUGUCAUGAUAAAUUAUAGAUAAUAAAUAUUAAUUUAAUCUCUCAAUAUGUAUACGAAAAAUUAUUACUUGGUAUUAGUUAGAUACAUGUCGCAGUUUUAUUUUUUAGGAUUAAAGUGUGAUGUAUAUAAUCCAUUUAUUAAUGUAUUUUUUUUUUAACAUUUUGUAAAUUAUAUAAUAAUAAUUGGCCCAACCAUCAGUUGUGCAAAUACAAAUAUCGAAUGUCAUCUCUAGUCUCUCUCUCUGUAUAAUAUAAUAUUGUAUCGACAAAACGUGAAUGUUCGAUAUUUCGUAUUGAAUAAAAGGCUGAACAUUUAAAUCAAUAUGUAUUACAUAUAUAUAUAUAUGACAUAUGUAAAUAGUUAUACGAUUAUUUUAAUUUUUAUGUAAUUUUAAAACCAUUUCGUGUAGAAAUAAAACAUACCGCACAGAAAUUAUGUAUUUUGGUAUGUGUAUAUAAUAUUAUGUAAGUACGAAAUAUAUUAAAUAUAGUAUUAUACGUA